This is a messenger RNA of Cucurbita pepo subsp. pepo (vegetable marrow), 573 nucleotides long. Lineage: Eukaryota; Viridiplantae; Streptophyta; Magnoliopsida; Cucurbitales; Cucurbitaceae. The record is from RefSeq and is a predicted model, not a curated record.
UCGUAUAUAUAAAUGCUUCUCUUCCCUUUCGCUCAUUUCUUUUCUAGUUAUUGCGCUGUGCUCGAUGCAUUCGAUUCACUUGCUCUGCAGGAUAGUCAGCGUACAAGGCUGGUCUACCAGCGUCAGCGACAACAAAGGCUUCAAAGAAGAGGUGGUGAUGGUACGUUGUUCGAUUAUAAAAGCUCUAGGGCAAUUCCAAUCAAAAUAUAUUGUGCAAUCAAGUAGCAGAUUGUUUUCUUAUGAUAAUGGCAGCUGGUGUCAAUUAACUGCUGAGGAAGGUGAAACUGCGAAACCAGGCACAAGGAUUGCCACUAUUUCGCCAUCAGGUGAAGGGGUAGCUCAAGAUGCUCCAUUCGAAAAGGUUGAACUUCAGACAGCAUUUCCAAAGCAGAGGGAAAAUGAUAAAAAAGAAAUCCCUAAAGAAGCUUCCAUAUUCCAGGGCAAAACAAAGAACCGUCUCUCUCAAAAUCAACUGCAAAAACACCUUCAAGAUUUCCAUGUUAGGAUCGAUACCAGUUGUUAGCUCUGAUACUAAUUGUUAGGAUCGCUCAACAACGCACACACUCGAUCAAG